UGGGUACCGAACGAGUAAAAGGGUGUGACCAUUACAGUUCUCUCAUACCCAUCUCUCUUCACCCAGUUCGCCACGUGGCAAACACCCAAUGCCUCCAAUAAAUACCAAACCUCCCCGGUUGACUCAAAAGCUCCCCCACAAAAACAAAAACAAAAACAAAAACAAAAAAAUCUCAACCCACAUGAGCAAUACUUCUCUUCUUCUUUUGUUUUACUUUUUUACUUUUUUUUAAUCUCUGUUAUUUCACUUCUGGAAAUCAAAAACUUUGUAUUGCUUCAUUAAUGGCUUCUUGUUUCCUCGAUCUUGGUUAAUUAGUACAUUCCCAAUAAUUUCGUGGUGGGAAUUUGAUUAUUAGACCUCAUUUUAACAGAACCCUCGUUCACUAUAAAAGUUUUAAAUUCAUUUGAGUUCUAGUACCAAAAAUUAAAAAAUAAACAUAGAAGAAAAAUGCAUUUCUUUUCAAGUUUAAAUGUUGAUUUGGGGGAUUAGGAGGGAGAUUAGUUAGUGGGGUAGCUGAAUUCCCGCCACAACAAUUUUUUUUUUUCAAAAGUUAGUUAUGUUCGGUGAGAAUAAAACUAAUCAGGUCAAGGUAGCCAAGUAUGGAGCCUGUGUGUGAGUUUUGUGGGGUUGUGAGGGCAGUGGUUUACUGCAAAUCAGAUUCAGCCAAGCUUUGCUUGCGCUGCGACACCUGUGUCCACUCUGCCAAUUACCUGUCGCGUAGACAUUCUCGUUCGCUCAUAUGCGACAAGUGCAAUUCGCAGCCAGCAAUUGCACGUUGCAUGGAUGAGAAAAUGUCUCUGUGCCAGAGUUGUGACUGGAAUGGCAAUGGCUGCUCAGGCCCAGGUCAUUCGCGCCAACCACUACGUUGUUAUUCGGGUUGUCCUUCUUUGGCUGAGUUUUCGAGGAUUUGGUCCUCUGUUCUUGAUGUCCCUCCUUCUAAUGGUGGUUUUGAGCAAGGUUUUGGUCCCCCUGGUACACUGCCCAUUAAUGACAAUUGCUUCCUUAGUCCUUGUUUGGAGAAUACCAGUAAUGAGGGGUCAGUUGGGUUGGUGACGAGCGAGUUGAAUUGUGACAAGUUUGAACCUUGGAUCGGUCCAUCUACUGUGAUUCCACCCAGCCCAAAUUUCCUACCUCUCUGCAGUAAAGAUCAGACACUUACUUUUCCUAAGGGAUCAAACCUACCUAAGGGUCAUUCCAGUUACAAGAAUCUUGAAAUUAAUGAUGGUGAAGAUCUCUGUGAAGGUCUCAACAUGGAUGAUGUUGAAUUGAACUUUGAGAGCUGUGAUGAGAUAUUUGAUUCCUCGCGAGGCCAGUCUACAUACAAUUUUGAUGGAGAAGGAACAAAUUGCCAACUAAUGGAGAAAAAUGCAUCCGUUACUGAAUCUAAUGGCCAUGUCGAAAGUGCCAUAGAGGCGGCAUCAUCAACAGGAAAACAAGAGUGCAUGGCUUUCCAAUCGUCACGUGUUGUAGGGUCAGCUAAUUUGAUGCAGACUAUGAGUGGAGGUUUAAAUGGCAUGCUUAUAAAUCCAAGCUGUAACAGCAAUAUCAACCUGAGUUUUCCGACUGGACAAGUUCAUUCAAGUAUAUCACUUUCACUAUCCAACAUCACUGGUGAAAGUAGUGUUGCUGAUUAUCAGGAUUGUGGUUUAUCUCCAGUGUUUCUGACGGGUGAGUCACCGUGGGAGUCGAAUUUGGAAGUCAGUUGCCCGCAGGCAAGGGACAAAGCUAAGAUGAGGUAUAAUGAAAAGAAGAAAACAAGAAUGUUUGGUAAACAAAUAAGAUAUGCUUCUCGUAAAGCCAGAGCUGACACUAGAAAGCGUGUGAAAGGUAGAUUUGUGAAGGCUGGUGAAGCAUAUGACUAUGAUCCUCUUGUAACAAGGAACUUCUGAGAGCCAGAUCACCAUGUCCCUUGCAUAUCAAUGCCUGAUUAAAAAGGUCUCAGAAAUCAAUUCUUCAACCUAGAUUGAUUCUUUAUCCUUCAACAGGGUACUCAUCUUCACCCCCACACAUCUACAUAUCUUCAAUAUUAUGUAUACAUGCAGAAUAUUAACUAAAUGUUCUCAAAUAAACCACACUUCAUCUAUGAAAUGGCAGAUCUGAAUACUAAAUGUUCUCAAAUAAACCACACUUCAUCUAUGAAAUGGCAGAUCUCGAUACUAAAAAAUGUUCUCAAAUAAGCCACGCUUCAUCUAUGCAAUGGCAGAUCUCAUUGCUGCGAAUUGACUGAGAGAUGAUCACUGGAGCAACCCAUCACAUCUACAAUGAAGUCUCUGCAGCUUGGUCAAUCAUUCUGUUUAGCAACAUAAUAGGUAAUUGUGCUUAGGGUUCAAUCAAGAUGAUGUCACAUGAUUCUUUCUCGAUAAAUUUCUCUUUUCAACUCACUGACUAUUUUUUGUUUCUUUUCUCCAGUCCUGGAAUUGUGAACAAUUUUCAGUUCAGAUAUACAUCUGAUGAAGAAUCUCGUGGUGACACCCUAGGGUUGAAUUCCUUUUUUGCCUUGCCUCUCUUAAAGUUAAUCCUUGUCCUACUUUUUCUAUCAACUCUACCAAUCUUGCCGUGAGGCAUUGUCCUCUGUGCAAGUCAAUUUUCGUUAUUCCAGUGUUUAAAGCAUCAAACAAUUUCUUUCUCGUUUUUUUAUUUUUCCUUCGUGUAGUAAUAUUGUUGUGCGAUGAAAGAAAAAGAACUGCUUUAUGACUCAACUUUUACAUAUAAUAAAAUUCAUCUGCUUUUUUCAAUACACUAGUAUUUCAUCUAUUAGGUUGCACUUUAUUGUGUACUGUUCUUGGUUAAUUCUUUUUUUAGUUGUCAUAGCCAUUGGUAUAUAUCUCUAUUGAAUGCUAGCAAAAAAUAAAAAACAAAAAAAUUGGCCUUUAUCUUCGGGAAUAAACUCCUCACUAUUUUAGCUGGUAAAUUAUUACCCUACAAUUUUUUGGUCUCAAGUAUGUUGGUUGAUAAUGGUUCAGGGAAAAUGCACUAUAUCCGGUACACAUUUAUAUACUUUUUUGGAGUGAAAUAUCUUGUUUGGUAACAUUUACAGUAAACUUUUAUUUUUCCACAUAAAAUAUUAAGCAAUCUUAUGUUUCUUUUUGGUAAAAAUGAUAACCCCCAAAAAAAAAAAUAUAUUUGGUACACACGCCUAAAAAAUUUAUUUUGAAAACAAGUGAGAGGGAGUGGUUGGAGGUGGUGAUGAGCAUUGGCUGGUAGCCAAAGGGGAGGGAGAAAUUGACAAAAACUUGUGUCUUUUUUUGGGGUGAGAAUUUCAUCUUUGUACAAACAACUGAAGCAGAAAACACCCAAAUACUAGUUGAAGUGGAAACGUAAUUACACAGUAAAGAAAAAACCAAAAGGAGGAGAAAAAUAGAUAUUAGACAAACUUUGAUCACAUAAUCAUCUAUGGUUUUCCUUUAAAUGUGGUGUUUUAUAUGAAUGCCUGAACUGAGGACCUUCAUUAUAUAUGAAAAUUUUACUCAAGUACUCAUACAUAUCUCAUACUCAAAUUUAAAUACUUUAGAAAUCCAUGCUUUAUAUCGCUCAACUCACCUUCAGUCUCACCAUGUCUUAAAUGAAACAUUUGAGUUUUAUUCUGUUUAAAAGAGUACCAAAAAUCUGUGUUCUUUUCACUGACACAAAAAUAAAAUAAAAUAAAUAAUAAAAAAAUUCUUGGAGAAUUGUUUGACUUGUUUUGGAAUGCAUCGUGUUAUGUUGUUAGAUAGUUUUGACUUAUUUUGUUCAUAUUUUCUGUUCACUUCAGGGACUUAAAAUAACAUCAUUUAAUGACUGCAUAUUCAUGAUAAUAUCGACUUUAGCGAGAGUUUCACACAUUGAGUUACUUCUUUUCAUUCAUAAUAAUGGACUUGUACUAAAAACUAGAUGCAAGCAUGCAACUUUUAUGCAUCCAUAUAUGCUUUCUAACAUUUUAUCUAAAUUUUGCUUGGAUGAAGAGAACAAGUAAAUUUCUAGGUUUUUAUCAGUUUUCAAUUGACAAUCCAAUGUUCUAUGUUGAUACAAUUGCUUUGUUUCCAUUUAUAGCUGCCCAUAUAAUAAAGACAUGGAGGAGUCUUCUGUAUCAUCCUCAACCAAUUACAAAAAAGGUUGUGGAUGAACUAAUUGGGGCUAAUCCAGUUGGGCAGAACUGGUUCACCACAAAAUCAAGGAUCUAAGUCUUGCCACAUACAAGACUUCCCUCCCCCAAGCUACGACCUCUAAUACACCAAAAAAACAAAAAAGUUGGGGAUGAUAUCUUUUUUUUUUUUU
Molecule: messenger RNA, 4254 nt
Organism: Camellia sinensis
Lineage: Eukaryota; Viridiplantae; Streptophyta; Magnoliopsida; Ericales; Theaceae
Gene: BBX10
Product: B-box type zinc finger protein with CCT domain-containing protein
Molecular function (GO): protein binding; zinc ion binding
Source: RefSeq, a predicted model, not a curated record